UGCUGGGACCACUGAACUCAGAAACACAGCAAGGGAUCAUAUUUGAAAUAUGGCUCAAAGUGACUUCCUCUACCCAGAGAACCCAAAAAGGCGACAAGAAGUAAAUCGUCUUCACCAGGAGCUCCUUGACUGCUUAUGUGACAGCUUCCAUGCCACCAAUAAGCUGAUUGGGGUUUUAAAUACGCACUUAGGGUGCAGGCUGGCCUCCAUUGAAAUGAAAAGAGAUGCGACCAUCAAAGAAAACUGUGAUAUCAUCAUCCAAGCCAUGAUGAAAAUCCAAAAAGAAUUGCAAAAGGUUGAUGAGGCACUAAAAGAUAAACUAGAGCCAACCCUUUAUAGAAAACUUCAGGAUAUUAAGGAAAAAGAAACCGAGAAAAUUGCAAUAGUACAAAAAGUUAUUUCAGUCAUCCUGGGAGAAGCUACUUCUGCUGCCAGUGCAGUGGCUGUUAAACUCGUGGGCUCAAACAUCACAACUGGCAUAAUUAACAAGUUGGUCACUGUGUUAGCUCAAAUUGGUGCUUCUCUCCUUGGUAGCAUAGGAGUUGCUGUUCUUGGCCUUGGCAUAGAUAUGAUCUUCCGUGCCAUCCUGGGAGCAGUGGAGAAAACACAGCUUCAAGAAGCCAUCAAAAGUUAUGAGAAGCAUCUGGUGGAAUUCAAGUCAGCCUCAGAAAAAUAUCAUCAUGCCAUUAUUGAGGUCACCAACACAGUGAAACACCAAAUGAAAUAA
Messenger RNA from Lipotes vexillifer (Yangtze River dolphin), 727 nucleotides. It is a transcript of the gene SMCO3, whose product is annotated as single-pass membrane protein with coiled-coil domains 3. The coding region runs from base 50 to 727 and encodes 225 amino acids. The transcript has 2 exons. NCBI's taxonomy places the organism in Eukaryota, Metazoa, Chordata, Mammalia, Artiodactyla, Lipotidae. The record is from RefSeq and is a predicted model, not a curated record.